UUUUAUUAUUAUUAUAUUCAGCGGUCCAAAAAAUUAUAUGUAUAACUUUUGUUGCAUUUUUGAGACAAAAAUCAGCUCAUUUUAGCAUUCAUCCUUUUUUGCAAUGGAUCCGUAAUUGCAACAUGAUUUCAUGGGAUGGCCGAGUUGCAUAUAGUUGGACAAGUUUCAUCCGCAAAAAAUUUUAAACAAUCACAUCUACUUUGUAAAUGGAAUUUUUAUGUUGGUAAUGGUUGGAAAAUCAUAUCAGGAUAUGAGGAAGGACAAACGCAAGAGAGCUGUGAUUUUUAUACUAAUAAUCCAGUUUGGGAUCAUCCGAUAGAUUUACAUUACACAACUCAGACUAUACAAAAUUCUCCGAAGUUAUUAUUACAAGUAUUUGGCAGAGAUAAUUAUGGAAGGAUAAUAUUUCUUUCAUAUGGAGUAUAUAAUGUUCCAGUAUCAUCUGGUUCUUAUGUUUUAGAUUGUCAUACAUGGAAACCUAUUGGUACUUGGAAGGACAGAUUAUAUGAUAAAUUCCUAGGAAAUAGUUUACAAUUAAAAUCACCUAGUGUUUUAAUAAACACAUUAGAUAGGUUUGAAAUACUAACACAAAGCAUGGGAACAGUGAUUGUUCAGUUAUAUAUCUUAACAAGAAAUUUCGAUAAAUUUGGAUGUCAGUUGUGA
This is a messenger RNA of Atta colombica, 663 nucleotides long. RefSeq names its product B9 domain-containing protein 2 (gene B9d2). The record is from RefSeq and is a predicted model, not a curated record. The coding region runs from base 136 to 663 and encodes 175 amino acids. Lineage: Eukaryota; Metazoa; Arthropoda; Insecta; Hymenoptera; Formicidae. The transcript is spliced from 4 exons. Gene Ontology annotation, cellular component: MKS complex. Gene Ontology annotation, biological process: cilium assembly.